Sorghum bicolor (sorghum) is the source of this 1635-nucleotide messenger RNA. RefSeq names its product E3 ubiquitin-protein ligase CIP8. Gene Ontology annotation, cellular component: cytoplasm. NCBI's taxonomy places the organism in Eukaryota, Viridiplantae, Streptophyta, Magnoliopsida, Poales, Poaceae. Gene Ontology annotation, molecular function: ubiquitin protein ligase activity. The transcript has a single exon. Gene Ontology annotation, biological process: protein ubiquitination. The record is from RefSeq and is a predicted model, not a curated record. The coding region runs from base 365 to 1327 and encodes 320 amino acids.
ACCUUGGGGUAAACCUCGUGUCAUUUGCUCUCGAUGUUUUGCAUUCCUACACUUGUGGUAUUUACUUUUUUUUCAAUCUGAAACGUGCGGAAAUAAAACGUUCUUCUUUCGGCCCACCUCGGCCCGCUAACCAAACCCAUCCUCUCCUGCUCACCCGCGAACGAAGAAGGAGCAAGGCCAGGCCAUGCGCCCACGCCCACGCCCGUCUCGUUUCCGUUCGGCCCUCGCGGCGGCGCCGGGCGUCGGGUACACCAACCCAACUUGACCCAACCCAAUUUUAAAGAGCACGAAAAGUGGGGGAUGGGGGGAGAAAAAGAGAGGAGCGCAGCGAGGCGAGCGGUCUCUCUUCCUCUUCGCUUUACCGAUGGCCAACGAUUCCCUCGCCCACCACCUGCUGCUCCCUCUCGCCGGCGGCUGCUGGUCCGACGUUGAUGAGGAGGAGGAGGAGCCGGGCAACGUCUCCUUCCCCUCAUUCUGGCCGCCCUUCCCCGCUCUCUCGUCGGACUCCGACUCCGACGCCGCCAGCUUCGUGCGUCCGCGCAUGGACCGGCCCCGGGAGACCGCCGCGUCGUCCUUCUUCGGGCUCGGCUUCCACGACCACGACGGGGACGACGACGAGUGGGCGCCACCCGACGAGGACGGGGAGCUCGCGCUGCCGCUCUGCUGGGACUGCCUGCAGCUGGAGGACCACGACGACGACCACCGGAGGUGGGACGUGGGCGUGAGCGACGCGGACGAGUGGGAGCAGGUCGCCGGCAGGGAGGAGGAGGAGGAGGAGGCUGCGGCGUCCGCGGUGCGGAGCCUGGAGUGGGAGGUGCUGCUCGCCGCCAACAGCCUGGGGAGCCUCGCGGUGGAUGGCGACGACGACCUGGACGCGGGAAUCGAGACGUACUUCCUCGACGACGCCGACGACCUGCUGUUCGGGCAGCUCGCCGCCGCGGAUGCGGACCACGAGCCGCCGGGCAAGUGCGGGCGACCGGCCGCGAAGGCCGCGGUGGAGGCGCUCCCGACGGUGGUGGUCGCGGAGGCCGACGCGCAGUGCGCGGUGUGCAAGGACGGCGUCGAGGCCGGGGAACGCGCCCGGAGGCUGCCGUGCGCGCACCUCUACCACGACGGCUGCAUCCUGCCGUGGCUCGCCAUCCGCAACACGUGCCCUCUCUGCCGCCACGAGCUUCCCACCGAUGACCCCGAGUACGAAAAGUGGAAGGCGAGGCGGGCCGGCGGCGACGGUGGCGAUGCAGACCGGCGUGGCACGGCAAUACCGGCAGGUAUGAUGUCUUCAUCAGGAUACCUUGACGAAUGGGUAGGCGAAGGAGCAACGGACUAAUUUGAUUCAGCAAUUAGAGGCGGUGCGGUGUUAAUAUCAACUUGGUUCUGCAACUUUGCUGCAAAUUCCUUUUUGAUCAGGUUGGAGAGGGAUCAAAUCAAUGUUGGAUUGGUUGGUGUGGUGGUGAAUUUCAUAGAGUGAUGACAUAACACGGUGCAUUUAAAUUUGACAAUGUCAAUGGUGUAUUUGGAUGUGAGAUUUGAGGUUAUCGUUUGCUGUUUUUUAUAGCGGAACGAACAGUGAAACGGAGGGGGAUCAUGAAUCGACGAGAAAUAUAGGGAUGACAGAACAAUGUUUGCACAAUUGCA